Molecule: messenger RNA, 3027 nt
Organism: Parnassius apollo (apollo)
Lineage: Eukaryota; Metazoa; Arthropoda; Insecta; Lepidoptera; Papilionidae
Source: the annotation of a GenBank genome assembly
AUGAAGAAAAUUGAAAAAGUUGCAGAUACACUUUCCACUGCAUCAAUUGAGAAAAAACCUAAAAUGUUGGCACAAAUAGAGGCAAAACUAGGUACCGCAGCAAAGCAAUCAUUCGGAGAUGGGGGAGACAAAUAUGUCGAGCUAAUAAUGCAAGGGGUAAGAUUAAGUGCGUUUAACGACACUUUCAAUGUUCCUAAAGAAAUUGAUACAUCUCAGUUUAAAGCAAAAAAUGAUAUUAUUUCUGAAUCAACUGUCGAUGCAUAUCAAAGUAGUGAACGUAUUGUAAAAGAUCAUUUGGCUAAACAAAUAACGGAUAAAAUUGAAGCCUUUUCAAAGAUGUACAUGAUGAAGUUAAAGACAUCUGACGAAAAACGUAACUUUUUAGAAAACGUUCGGAAAAAAUUUUUAGACAUGGUAAAGACAAAACAUUUUGAAGCAUUAAAUGAUAACGACAUAGUGAAUUAUAACGAAAUGAUCACAAAAAGUAUGAAUGUUAUUUUGAAAAGGAAUCUCGAACAGAGCGCAAGAAGAAUGGUAUUUAGUCAGGAGAGACAGACCCAAAAUUCCAGUGGUGAAUGGUUGGAGUAUAGGAAAGACAAAAAUCAUGAAAAUGAUGAAUUAGAAAAGGAAUGCGUCGUAUCAAUUGCAAAGACUUGUGCUGAAGUAAAAUUGUUAAAUAAAUUUUCAUGUCAGACUGGAGAAAAAAAUAUUAAUGUAGAAGAUGUUUUCGACAGGGUCGUUAACUGCUCAGAAUCAGACGUUAUAAAUAGCACACAUCAAGCUAAUAAAAUAUUGCAUGAUGCUAAAAACACUUUAUUCGAAAUGAAGCAGUUGUUUGAGCAAAACUGUCUUUCGGAUAAAAUCAAUGAAACUCGUACAUAUAGAAAUAUAAUAAAUGACUUAAUAAAAGCUCAAAUUAAUGUUGUAAGUGAUUUUCAAGAUAGCCUUGAUCCAAACAAAAAAAUUGCAAAUAAUGAAGAAACGCUAAAAAAGGUUUUAGACAUUUUGAACGCAAUAGUUAUAUAUCUGAGUAAAGGGAUUUGCUCCCGACAAGAAAAAGCUAGUGAACUUGUAGCCAAUGCCCGCCGGUUCAAUCAGAUUUUAGAUGAGGAUUUAGAACAAGUAAUAAUAGAAAGCGCUUUAUUUCCGAAAUCAUGUGUUUGUGACAAAGAUCGAUGUAUAUCUCAUAAUUGUAUCAAGUCUUGCACAAAUUUCUGUAUACUUCAUUAUAGUUUGGGACGAUGGAGCUGUUCAGCUGUCAUUGGAAAUUCGAGCAUCCAUUUAAAUGCAAUUUGCGAUGGUAAACUUGACUGUUAUGAUGAGUCUGACGAAAGUGAAUGUAGCACAGGCAAAGGAAGAAACAAAUUCAAAGCUAACGAAGCAUUUUUACAAACAAUUAAAAUUUUCGAAAUGAAGAUGGCAUCAAAAGACUACGACCGCGUCACACAAAUGCUUCUAGUAGCUGAAAAACGCGAAAGGCCAACUCCUCUCAUCUUCAAGCAAAUUGUCAGGGAUGUGCUGCAAGAUUUGGUUUACGCCUAUGCAUCUUUAGACAUUAGCAGAAGGAAAAAUACACAUAACGAUGUUCAAGAGUUUUUCGAUGUCGCUCAAAUAGUUGUAAAUGCUUUGAAAACUUGUGGGAAGUAUUUUAGCUUGAUAUUCCUCAGUUUCCCUGUCAGCUUCACUUCGGCCAUGUUUCGCUGGCUGGAAGACGACACUUUCGAUUGUGUGGUUGGCAUCGCUGUGGACAAUAAGCCAGUCGGCGUCGGCACCUUCGUCCACGACCGUCUAGUUAUCACAUCUGCAAAUCCUUUAGCCAACGUCCAAAAGCACAGAAUAAAACUUUUCGCCAUUAAUGGUAAUCCGGAGAGUGCUAGGGAAGUUAACGUCGACUAUAUCACAGUUGAUAAAGAAAGGCAGAGGGAAUGGAUAAGAGUAGGUUUUGACAAGAGACAUAACACGAAUCGUGAUAUAACACUUAUAUCAGUAACGGAUAAUGAAACAGUAUUUAUCAAGCAUCAGACACUGCCAAGAAGACCGUAUUACUUGCCAUUGGCAAAUAAAGAAGCAGAGGCGGCCAUCGCUGGCUGGCAGUUCGCUGGUUUUGGGUACGCAAGCCGACGGCAUGUGAAGAAUAGUUCCAUCCUCAAAGCGGUUACGUACAGGCACCCUGUGCUAGUAGAUUGUAAAAAAUAUUUGCCGAUAGCUUGGGGGCACUUCAUAUGUAUACUAAAUGUGGAGAAUUUUGCUGGAAUACAAUCUGGAGCACCAUUGAUACACAAGAACUCAGUAUACGGUGUCGGAUCUUUCUCAUUUGUAAAAGACAAUAGUAGCAUAUUGGUUUUUACAGACGUAAGAGCUUAUAGGGGACGUCCAUAUUAUGGUUACGGCGCACCUCCACCACCCCCUCACGGCUAUCCGCCUGGUCAUCUACCGAUGUACCCUGGCCCUGGUGUCGUCUACUACCCAGUCCACCCUGCAUACUUUUAUCCCUACCCGCCACCUCCUGAGCCAGUCCAAGUGGUCGAAAAUGCUGAGGCUGAGGAAAUCGUACCGGAAUUACCCGGAGAAACUGUCGAAUUGCCUUGGAGUACUUACCGCUGGGUUCCGGCUUGUCUAAGUCAACGCAGCAUCCCUCCCGGUGCCUUACGCGUGGGCACGGACGUUGAUGGAGAUGAAAUCUAUGCUGGUCGCGCCCACCACGAGGGCGAUAUCCUGCCUGCUAAGGUCAUCCCCUCAAAGAAUGCGUGUUACAUUGCAUACGGUGGUGAAGAGAUCUUGAAAGACCAGUUCGAGGUCUUGGUCCCGGCAAUAUUCUCGUGGCAGUUCUCCACAAAUGGUGCUGUGCCCCCAGGUGCAGUUGAAGCUGGAGUUACAGCUGAUGGAGAAAAGCUAUACUUCGGAAGGGUGACUCACGAUGGGUGCACCACUCCUGGCAAGAUCCACCCUAGUCACGGUGCUUGCUACUACCCAUUCGAUGGCGAAGAGAAGAGCAGCGCGGAGUACGAGUGCCUUGUUCUCAUGUAG